GUGCGGUGCUGCUCCUCUGUUUGGCCAAGCAGAGGAACACGAGUUCUUUUCUGGCGGGGGUGGAUGGCAAGUUUUUUUUUUUUUUAUUCCUAGUUCUCGUCCUUGAAGUAGAUGUGCUGGAACAGGUCAGCCGAGAAAACGAGGCUGAGUGAUUGUAACGUGUAUUAAAGUAACGUGUAUUGUAUACUUGUAUUAAAUACUUACGUACAUAUUGGAGGGAGAAUGCUGAAAAAAUGUUGGAAAGAAGCUCUUAAAGGUUUAAUAAUAAUUAACAUGGAUAAAACCGAGACUAUAAUCUAGUGACUUUCGCAUCAGCCUGUUGGCGCUAAUACAGAGCGACAGGGAAUGUGUUGGUGAACGGUAGCAUGCAGAUUUUUUAUUAUUUCUCUUUGGAUAUGCUCGGAGUCUGCAGAGGCAUAGAGAUGAUGGGUUAUGUGACAGCCUGCAUCUCGGGGUUGUGGAGGGGGGCUGGGCUUGUGUCGCUCAAGAAAUUCAAGUUUGAGAACAGGGAGACACGAGACCAGCGUGCCUUUGUUUUAUUUGGUCCUGAAAGUGAAAUAUUACUAAGCGAGAUUUCUGAAAGAUAGAAAAAUAAGUCUGAUUCAGAAGAGGAAAGACUGAUAUAAGAUAAAGGAUAUAAGUUUGAUGAUUUCCACACAGAAUGGUCUUGGGGCAGUCUGGAUUUCUGGGCUAAAGUCUUCAAGUGCUGCUGAUUCAGACAGUGACAUAUUGCUGAAAUUGCGAUAGCAGUGAUACCUGUUACGGUGCACGCUGCAUGAACCAAGUCGUUGAACUGCUUCCUGAUACAAUCAGUGUUUUCAGUUUCUCCAUCUGUAUGUGCAGUACAAGUUCCUGUUUGUUUCACAACGUGUGUUUGUAUAAUCAGUGUUAGCAUCUUCAGUUCGCGUGCUUUGUACUGAAGGACGAGCCACAGGGCAGAUGAUCGAGGAAAUGAAUGCAGCUUUACUGCGUGACGGCAGUCGGAGCUGGAACACUUGUUAGGCACUUGUGUGCGUGGGGAAGGUUCCCGUUCACUGCGUGAACCUGUGACCCAAAGCCGUGUCCCGGCUGGAAUGCGCAGGCGGUGCAGACGCUGCCGCCACCACCCACGGCUCGUACGGGACAUUGCCCUGCGUGCAGAGGAAAGGUUGAGUCUGCCUUGCUGUCAGAUACCGGCUUCCAUGAGCACGACAACAUAUGAGGAGCUCAGUGUGGGACCCUUAAAGCAGAUUGUGACAUAGACUUUGGCUGUAUUUUUCACAAUUGCUGAAGCUAGAAAUCCGAGCGAAUGCCUGUGCCACCACCACCGCCGCCACCUCCUCCUCCACCACCUCCACCACCUUCUGGAGGGCCCCCUCCACCACCACCUUCUGGAGGGCCCCCUCCACCACCACCUCCACUGGCAAGCUCAGAGAUACCAAAGUUGCGAAAGGAAGACCAAAAAGCACGGAACGCGCUCUUGGCUGAUAUCCAGCAGGGAACUCGCCUAAGGAAAGUGACCCAAAUCAACGACCGCAGUGCACCACAGAUUGAAAAACCCAAAGGAGCUAACAGAGAUGGAGGUAACCCAGCUGUUAAUAAAGGUGGUUCUCAGCAGCCUCUGGGAGGUUUAUUUGCUGGUGGCUUUCCUGUUCUCAGACCAGCAGGCCAGAGAGACAUGACAGCAGGGAGGCCUGGGCAGCUCUCCGGAGCCCGAGCAGCAUCCCCCAGACCAUCCGCACCGCCGAGCAGCGGCCCCUCGCAGCCGGCCGAGGGCCCCAGGGCCGCUGUCCCACCGGAGCCUCCCGGCCCCUCCCGAGCCGCAGCGGGGGCGGGCCCCGGGCGGCCCAGCCUUCCCGCCCCCCCUCCACCGCCUCCCGCUUCCAGCAAGCCUUCCCUCACCUUCCCUCCUCCUCCCCCGCUGCCCCCUCCGGCCGAUCGCCCCGCCAAGGGGGUGAGCCCCGGCGCCGCUCCCCCGCUCCCUCCCCCUCAGGCUGACAAACCCGCCAAGCUCCAAGCAGGCCCUUCGCACCCGCUCCCUCCUCCUCCCCCUCCUCCGCCGCUGCCCCCCGUGCCCCCUUGCGGGCUGCCGGGCAGGGCUGAGCCCUCUGCGGCCGCCGCCGCUCCGGCCGAAGGCAGGGACUGCGCCCUUCCCACGCCUCCGCCGCCGCCUCCUCCUCCUCCUCCGCCGCCACACGCGGCCGCCAACAGGCUCUCCUUUCCCCCCUCCCCGGCCCUCAGCGGUGCCGACCUGCCCCCGCCGCUGCCUCCCAAGUCUCCCCAUUUGCUGCCGCAGUUGCACAAGCCAAGCAACAUCCAGUCGCUGCCGCUGCCACCCACCCCCGGGCCCCCCCAGCCCGCAGCCGUGGUGGACACCAGAAAGAAGCGACCCGGCCGAGGCGCAGGAACCGGUGCUGGGAAGCUGGUCACACCUCCACAGCCACCAGCAAGAUCCCCAACAACUGAACUUACAAGCAAGUCUGGAGUCUCAGCCUGGGCUACAGCUCAUGACCCCUACACACCACUUAAAAAUGGAAAUAUGCACAUCAUUGAUGACUUCGAAUCGAAAUUUACUUUCCAUUCUGUGGAAGAUUUCCCCCCACCUGAUGAAUUCAAACCAUUUCAGAAAACAUAUCCCAGCAAGAUACCCAGAGAUCCUUCUAAAAAUCCUCCAUUAAGAACACAUGUGAGAUGAGAAGAGUCUUCUGAUGCUCUCUGGACUACUAUUAAAAAAGAAGAUCAAGAUAAUAUAUAAAACAGAAGGGGUUCCUGUU
Messenger RNA from Sturnus vulgaris (Common starling), 2753 nucleotides. It is a transcript of the gene WIPF3, whose product is annotated as WAS/WASL interacting protein family member 3. The record is from RefSeq and is a predicted model, not a curated record. Lineage: Eukaryota; Metazoa; Chordata; Aves; Passeriformes; Sturnidae. Gene Ontology annotation, molecular function: actin binding.